CCAGUAAAAAAAAUAAAAUAUGUUCUAAAAAUUUAGUGAAAGAUACUUUACACAAUAUUAAACAUUUUGUAAAUUGUGACUUUGUUCAUACAGCAUUCUUUUUAAAUACGUGUGCAGUAAUGAUAGCCGCAAAGUUAUGGUUAAUCUUAAGUGGAAUAUUGUUUCCGAUUGUGGUAAUUGUUAAUCCUUUAAUCAUAAACACUAACAAUCUCCAUGAACAGUGCGCACCUAGGAAUAUCCAAUGUCUUCCCGGUACUGCGUAUCCAUGCUGUGAUGAAAAAGACGGUUGCAUAAGAACUGAACCAGAUCAUGUAUACAGAUGCAUUAAAAGAAACGGAUUAGGAACGUAUUGUGUACGGGAUGACGAAUGUGAUGAAAUUUGGCAUUCAAAAUGUUCAAAAGAUAGAACGUGUAUUUGCAGGACAAAUAAUAUUGAAUUUAAUGAAACGACCUGCGCACCAGUUUUAGGUGGAUUUUGUUGGAAAAAUGAAAUAUGUGCGACCGAUAACGCUGUUUGCAUUGACAAUGAAUGUCAAUGUGAGGAAAAUUAUCGAAGAUUAAAUGAUCAAUGCAUAUUCAAUUUGUUGGGUGCACCUUGUGAAAGCGAUGAUAAUUGUGAACAAAUUAAGUUUGCGAAAUGUUCGGAGCAAAAAGUCUGUAGCUGUUCAUCAAAUACUUCUGAAGUUGAUUCGACGCAUUGUGUAUCACUUAUAGGCGGGUUUUGCUGGACAACAGAUGAUUGUCUACCUGAAAAAUCUAUUUGUGUUAAUAACAGUUGCGAAUGUGAGAAUUUUCACAUAUCUCGAUCUAAUGAUCAGUGCACACCAGUUCACUUGAACAUGAACUGUUCAGUAGAUCAAGAAUGCAGUCAGUGGAUACCACAUUCAAUAUGCUCUUUGAAUACAUGUAAUUGUGAAGAAGACUAUCUUGCAAAAGACAGAGCAUGUGUUCCGAGUAUUAACAUUUACUGUCUAUCAAGUGACUCAUGUAAAGUAAAUCAUUCUGUGUGUAUUGAUAAUAUAUGCCAAUGUAAACCUCGAUAUAUUUAUCGCUAUUCUCGAUGUAUUCCCCUUUAUUUGAAUGAACCUUGCAAAAAUAAUGAUGAUUGUGAUCAAAUACAAAAUGCAAGAUGUUCAGCCGAUUAUAUAUGUGUUUGUGAUAAAAAUUACAUUAAAUUCGACAGAAAAAUGUGCACACCAGUGCUCAAUGAAUUUUGUUAUAGAGAUGAAGAUUGUAAAGCUAUUCAUUCAACUUGUGUUAAGAAUGAAUGUCAAUGCAAGCCACAUUUUUUGAAGCGAUCGGCAUAUUUAUGUGAAUUCUAUGGAUUAGGCAUGCACUGUAAGGACGAUAAUCAUUGUUUAGGUAUACUGCAUAGCAAUUGCUCGGUGAACAAAAAAUGUGAAUGUAUAUCAAACUAUGUAGAAUACAAUAUAACAACAUGUGCGCCACUACUAGGUCAAUACUGUUCAAAAAAUGAACAAUGUGCGCCUCUUAAUUCUAUUUGUUCACAGAAUAUUUGUAUAUGUAAGCCUAAACAUAUAACACAUUCUAAUGAUGAAUGUAUACCAUAUCAUCUUUGGAUGUAUUGUAAUACUGACGAAGAUUGCGAGACAAUAUUGGAUUCAAAAUGCGUGAAAGAGCAAUGUGUUUGUAAAGACAAUUAUGAUAUUCUAAAUGCAACAGCUUGUGCACCACUAUUAGGUGAAUUUUGUAAAAACAAUCAACGAUGCGCACCUGUCAAUUCAAUUUGCAAUAACAAUAAAUGUCAAUGUGAUUAUGAUUAUUUACGACGUUUUAAUAAUAGAUGUAUACCAACAGCAGGAUAUUUUAAAAUAUCAUGUGAUAAAGAUGAUGAUUGUAAAGAUAUUAAGUAUGCAAUAUGUUCUGACGAUAAUAAAUGCGCUUGUAAAUCAAAUUAUGUUGCUCUCGGUGAUAAUCGAUGUAUAGCGCUUAUAGAUGAAUAUUGCGAUUCUGAUGAAGAAUGUAUAUCUUAUAAUACUAUUUGUAUCAAUAAUAAGUGCCAAUGUCCAGAGAAAUUUAUUAUGAGAACCAAAUACCAAUGUGACCACGUUUCAAUUGGUAGCAGAUGUCACAAAGAUCAUGAUUGCGAUGUAUCAAUUAAAAAUUCUGUAUGUUUAAAUAAUACUACCUGCGUUUGUUCCCAGAAUUAUUAUGCAUUUAAUAAAUUCGAAUGUGCACCUCUUUUAUAUCAAUAUUGUUUGAACAAUGAAGAAUGCCGUUUCAAUUCUUCUAUCUGCAUUGACAAUAAAUGUCAAUGCCAACAUAAUUUUUAUUCUGUAUCAGCCAGUCAGUGUAAAUCACAUUGUGGUGAUCCAUGGCAUAAUAAAUGUUUUGAAGAUAAAAAAUGUCGUUGCAAUUCAAACAAUAUUUCAAUUGACAGAUCAACAUGUUUACCUCUUUUAAAUGGUUAUUGCUGGAAGGAUAGCCAAUGCUUCGUGCGCAACUCAGCUUGCAUUGAUUAUCAUUGUAAAUGCAAACAAAAUUUUAUGCCUGCAUCUGUAAAUCUAUGCAUACCAGUUUGAAAUAGGACUAUGUCGAUGCAUUUAUUUCUGGUAUUAGGAUGACUUUUUUAUGGACUACGACUGGGCUGCUGAUAAAU
Messenger RNA from Microplitis demolitor, 2620 nucleotides. RefSeq names its product prion-like-(Q/N-rich) domain-bearing protein 25. NCBI's taxonomy places the organism in Eukaryota, Metazoa, Arthropoda, Insecta, Hymenoptera, Braconidae. The record is from RefSeq and is a predicted model, not a curated record. The transcript is spliced from 13 exons. The coding region runs from base 120 to 2543 and encodes 807 amino acids.